Molecule: messenger RNA, 1153 nt
Organism: Mercurialis annua (annual mercury)
Lineage: Eukaryota; Viridiplantae; Streptophyta; Magnoliopsida; Malpighiales; Euphorbiaceae
Product: ras-related protein RABA4c-like
Exons: 3
Coding region: 96-770 (224 amino acids)
Cellular component (GO): endosome
Molecular function (GO): GTP binding; GTPase activity
Source: RefSeq, a predicted model, not a curated record
AACAUAAUUUGAAAUUAAUUAUUUGGAUCGUCGUCGUCGCUCUUUCUCAGCGUGUUUCUAUUCUUUUUCUUAUUCCGAUCAAACCCAAAAAAGAGAUGUCAAAAUCUCAAGUGAAUUUCAAUCAAAAAAUAGACUACGUUUUCAAAAUAGUACUCAUCGGCGACUCUGCAGUUGGGAAAUCUCAGCUACUCGCUAGAUUCGCCAGAAACGAGUUCAAUUUAGAUUCCAAAGCAACCAUCGGAGUUGAAUUCCAAACUAAAACCCUAACUAUUGAUCAUAAAACUGUCAAGGCUCAGAUUUGGGACACUGCUGGUCAAGAACGCUAUCGAGCAGUGACAAGUGCAUAUUACAGAGGAGCAGUGGGGGCAAUGCUGGUUUAUGAUAUAACCAAGCGUCAGUCUUUUGAUCAUGUCGCUAAGUGGUUAGAGGAAUUGCGUGGGCAUGCUGAUAACAAUAUCGUCAUCAUGCUUGUAGGAAACAAGUCUGACCUGGGGUCACUUAGAGCUGUACCAACUGAAGAUGCCAAAGAAUUUGCUCAAAAGGAAAGCCUCUUCUAUAUGGAGACAUCAGCCCUUGAGUCCAUUAACGUUGAGUCUGCUUUCAUUUCAGUACUAACAGAGAUUUAUCGAGUUGUCAGCAAAAAGUCUCUGGUUGCAAAUGAAGAACAGGAGGAAGGGAACACUUCACUUCUCAAGGGAAACAAGAUUAUUGUUCCUGUACAGGAGCCAGAAUUGCGAGCUAAUAACUCUGGCUGUUGUAGUAGAUCAUAGGAUUAAAUUUCUGCACACCUUGGGUAUCUUCUGUUUAUAAUUCCAGCAGAUAAUCAUACGGCUUCGCUGGGCAUUUUGUACAUCAGGUAACUGAUUUUCCGCUGUUUGUCAAGGAUGUACUGGUUGAUUGGCAUUCAAAGAUUGUGGUGCUCCAUGUUCAAACUUUAAACUUUUGUGAUAUAGAUGAAAUUAAAUGAUUGCAAACCUAAGUGGGAAGCCAAAGAGAAAUCGAUUCCACAAUUACACCAUCCAAACAAAAUAUUUCCAUGUACAAUCAAAAUUAAACUUUUUCUAUAUGGAGAAUGGACAUAGAAUUGCAAUGGAGCUCUUGAGCAACUUUUAAUUUUAAUAAAUUUAACCAUUGAUGAGCGUUUUAAAGUGUA